Amoebophrya sp. A25 is the source of this 6714-nucleotide messenger RNA. The record is from the annotation of a GenBank genome assembly. NCBI's taxonomy places the organism in Eukaryota, Dinophyceae, Syndiniales, Amoebophryaceae.
CUUAUAUUUAAUAUUAAUAGUUUGGAGAAAAUUCAACUAAGGACUGCAAAAAUCCGGACAAAGUUCAAUCUUCUCGGGCAUGAUACGAAUCCGCAGAACACUCGCCGCCUACUGCGCUCCCUUCUGGAAAACCCUCACCCAAUUGCGAGCCAAGAACCUCGGGCGCCCUCCAAAUCCCCGCGCCCCUCCAGAAUCCCCCAGCAUACAUUUGCAGGCUGGUGCGGUGGACUCUGGAGGGGCGCGGGGAAUCACAUGAAACGAAACCAAAAGACAGAAAAACCAAGAGGAAGCAAGUUGCAAAAGCCGCUAAGCGGAGCACUUCCAGGACGAGGAGGCGACAAUAGUGACCGUUUUUGUGCAGUUCUUAGUUGACUUAGCGCCAUUCUAAUCAGCCAUCUGCGGAAGCACCAGAGGCACAGCGAGCACGCCACACCAUCGAAACUUAACAAAAAGAGGAGGCGCGAGCCCUUUGGAACUCAAGCGGCAACCGGUCCAGCCCUUCUUGAGAAAUGCCACGAAAUUGAAUAAACCUCUCUAUUGUUUGCCGCUUUCCUGCUCGCAAGGCCAUUUUUGGAAAAAAAUCUGAAGACAUCUUUUCACUUUUUUCAUCAAAAAUGGCCUAGCGAGCAGGAAAGCGGCAAACAAUAGAGAGGUUUAUUCAAUUCUGGCGAAACCCCCGCAAACUUCCCCGCUGAAAUACUUCAAAAGAGUGCGAACAACGCCAGCAAACCCCCCCGACAAUCUGCGCACAAACGGCGGCGCGCGUGAGUGGUCUGACCAUUUGAAGGCGGCAGCGCGUCGCUUCUCUUUGUAACUAAUCCCACCCGGCGCGAGAGCUUCGGGGCGCCGGGUGGUCAAAAGUCCAACACUUAACAACAUGAAAAGACCCAAGAACGAAGAACCUCGGGCGGAGUGUCUCAAACCUUUCCGAUUAUGGCGAAAAAUUCGACCACAGACAAGUGGAGUUAGAAUGGAGAAAAUUCAACUAAGGACUGCAAAAAUCCGGACAAAAUUCAAUCUUCUCGGGCAUGAUACGAAUCCGCAGAACACUCGCCGCCUACUGCGCUCCCUUCUGGAAAACCCUCACCCAAUUGCGAGCCAAGAACCUCGGGCGCCCUCCAAAUCCCCGCGCCCCUCCAGAAUCCCCCAGCAUACAUUUGCAGGCUGGUGCGGUGGACUCUGGAGGGGCGCGGGGAAUCACAUGAAACGAAACCAAAAGACAGAAAAACCAAGAGGAAGCAAGUUGCAAAAGCCGCUAAGCGGAGCACUUCCAGGACGAGGAGGCGACAAUAGUGACCGUUUUUGUGCAGUUCUUAGUUGACUUAGCGCCAUUCUAAUCAGCCACCUGCGGAAGCACCAGAGGCACAGCGAGCACGCCACACCAUCGAAACCUAACAAAAAGAGGAGGCGCGAGCCCUUUGGAACUCAAGCGGCAACCGGUCCAGCCCUUCUUGAGAAAUGCCACGAAAUUGAAUAAACCUCUCUAUUGUUUGCCGCUUUCCUGCUCGCAAGGCCAUUUUUGGAAAAAAAUCUGAAGACAUCUUUUCACUUUUUUCAUCAAAAAUGGCCUAGCGAGCAGGAAAGCGGCAAACAAUAGAGAGGUUUAUUCAAUUCUGGCGAAACCCCCGCAAACUUCCCCGCUGAAAUACUUCAAAAGAGUGCGAACAACGCCAGCAAACCCCCCCGACAAUCUGCGCACAAACGGCGGCGCGCGUGAGUGGUCUGACCAUUUGAAGGCGGCAGCGCGUCGCUUCUCUUUGUAACUAAUCCCACCCGGCGCGAGAGCUUCGGGGCGCCGGGUGGUCAAAAGUCCAACACUUAACAACAUGAAAAGACCCAAGAACGAAGAACCUCGGGCGGAGUGUCUCAAACCUUUCCGAUUAUGGCGAAAAAUUCGACCACAGACAAGUGGAGUUAGAAUGGAGAAAAUUCAACUAAGGACUCCAAAAAUCCGGACAAAGUUCAAUCUUCUCGGGCAUGAUACGAAUCCGCAGAACACUCGCCGCCUACUGCGCUCCCUUCUGGAAAACCCUCACCCAAUUGCGAGCCAAGAACCUCGGGCGCCCUCCAAAUCCCCGCGCCCCUCCAGAAUCCCCCAGCAUACAUUUGCAGGCUGGCGCGGUGGACUCUGGAGAGGCGCGGGGACUCACAUGAAACGAAACCAAACGACAGAAAAACCAAGAGAAAACAAGUUACAGAAGUCGCUAAGCGGAGCACUUCCAGGACGAGGAGGCGACAAUAAAGACCGUUUUUGUGCAGUUCUUAGUUGACUUAGCGCCUUUAUAUUCAUAGAAGCUUUUUUUCGAAAAUAAUAAUAAUGUCGGGCAUGCUUUCCGCUGCCCCGGUUGCUCCUAUCGAGCUGGACUCGAUUCAACGGAAGCUAUUCGACAUUCAUAAUGCCGUCGACGAGCGUUCCGCAUUACGAAGGUACUAACUCUGUUUUUGAGUUUGGUGGAGCGGAAGUUCAUGGUGUAGCAACCGAACUGCAGAUACGACUCAUGAUUAUCUACCUACUCGAAAAACUGAAAUAUCCGAGUUACUGACUGAAGUAAGGGGCGUGGCUUAACAUCAAGACUACUCUUCUUUCUCAUCAGUAUCUCGGUUAUUCUCGUCUGUUACUCGCUUAUUUCAGUUUUUCGAGUAACCACCCUCAUCAUUUUCGCCACAUUUUCUCCUAUGAUGCCACAAUAACCUGAAACUAAGUACAUUUGAUAUUCUAAAUCGUCCCACACAAAACCAGAUUAAGUCUAGUCCUUGAGUCUGAUGACCAUAUUGGCCUUUCCUUUUGGCUCGCAGCCAGUCUCCAAUUGGCUGCUACGGUCUUUUUCUUCUUCCAAGUCUUCUUGGUGCCACGUCGAUGGGCCAAUUCUAUGAUCGUAGCUGGCCUGGUCACGGGCGUUGCCUGGCAUCAUUAUGUUAAGGCUCAGCUUUCAAUGGUCAUUGGGGUUGGUCACUGAGAUCGAAGAAGCGACCCCUUUAGAAAACAGGGGAAAAGGAAGGGAAAGGGGAGAGCUUUGAAGGGAGUCUCUUCCGUUCAGCAUCAUGAUGACCAUUGAAUGCUGAGCUUUAAUUAUGCCUAUAUGAAAGACCUGUGGGCUGAUACACAGAAGGCGCCGACGGUUUACCGAUAUAUGGAUUGGUAGAAUAAAUUACCUUUAUUUGCGUGAAGUAGAGUAGUCGGACAACUCGGAGUCGUGCUACCUGGAGCUGUAGUAAACUUCCAAAUGAGGAUCAGGACUGUGAUUAUGGUUUCUUAGAGCAGGAGCACCCACGGUGGAUCCGAAUCUUGACAUCUUCAUGUGGCUCUUCACCGUAUAAUUACUAUCAACGACUUAUCGCUUCAUCUUCUCGCGGUAUUCAACAACCAGGUUGAUCACGGUCCCCAUGCAAGUGGUCGAGUUUUAUCUGAUUUUGAUUGCCGCCACUCCUGAGGAAAAACGCGUUACACUCGGAUCUGGUCUCUUUUUCCGGUUGCUAGCUUCCUCGAUGCUCAUGCUUGUUUUUGGAUACAUGGUACUGUGUAGUAGGUGUCGUGUUUCUAGUCAGUAUUACCAUGAUUAGGCUGCUCCUAGUCCGAGAUAACGAUGGAUAAGGAUAACUAGUACUGUAUUGUACUCUGAAUUCAUAGCGCUCUUGAUCCUUGAAGAAAUGACUCCUUUUCAUCAGCAAAUGCCUGCUUGGUUACCAGCACCUUCCCAUGCAUCACAGCUUCCAAUUUUGCGAACUUUCGCUCUUUUAAUACAACAGGGCGAAACAGAAGUCUCCGACAAAUGGGUAGCUUUCACUGCUGGGAUGCUCUGUUGGUUUUACAUAGUUUACGAAGUCUACCUCGGAGAGGCGUCUAAACUGAGUGGAAAACUAUCCUUGGACGAGGCUAAGAAAUUUCUGCAAAACCUGUCGGGUGACGAUGCAUCGCCGUCAUCGAGUAAACAAGAUGCCGAGAGGAUCGCUAAAAAGAAAAAAAGCAAUAUAAAGGAACUCAAAGUCGCCACGUAAUUUUCGCAUUGCGCGACUUAUAUUGCUAAUAUUUGUUGCUCCUCUUUUCGUACUACUCGUAGCAGUGAGUUGUAUUAAAUUUCCUACAGUUAGAUGAAGAAAGUUGUACUAGGUUCUCUUUUUUAUCAUCUGGUGAAUAUCCUGACACCAUCGAAGUAGAUUCUCUUUUUUGCCAUGUAGUGAAGAACAUGACAGGAUCACCUCUUUGAUAUUAGAUAUCUUGAUGUUUACAGUGCCAGUGGCAUCCGAGAAUUCAAGAAGCCAGAGGCACAGUUGGCGUUCGAGACAUUGCGGGCUAUCAUCCUUGUUGGCUGGGCACUGUACCCUAUCGGAUACGUUGCAGGAAAUAUGGGUGGCGGGAACGAAGAGGAUUUGUUUUAUGAACGGAAACCUUUGUGGUUGUGAAGGUUAAUCUUCGCCUGUCUUGAUGAUGGUCUUGAUCGUCUUUAUUUUUUGAAGAUUCUUCUAAGUCUAACUCACAGAAAAAUCAUGUUUUGAAUAUGAUGUUCAUAUCGAUCUUGUGUCCCAAGACUUUCUUGUGCUCAUGAACGACAAGCCAAAAGUUUUACCCCGCUCUCAACAUGUACCACUGAAUUCUCUGCUUCUCCUUUCCUUCUCCAAGUAAAAAACGGAAUUUACAACCUAGCGGAUUUCGUCAACAAGGUAGCGUUUGGGUGUGCAGUGUACUACGCGGCGGGCAGCCAAAGCGAACGGGAAUUAUGACGAUCGAGAUAAUGCCGAGUCACUAUCGAUGUUGUAGGUCGAAAGUACUGGAAGAAUGCACGAGGCUGAAUUCAAUCAUAUCCGGAUUUUUAAUGUACUACUUAUACCCAUAAUUUAUUCAACUACUUUCUCGUUCUAAGGAAAAAAGCAGUAGCAGUUCAGAGCCAGGCACCGUCAGUGGACCAGCUAGUGGCUCGGAAAGAUGGUCAGUUGGACGUCGUGGCUCAGGCCCUUCAGCGUAAGCUCGCAGAGAGCUAUAAGACAACCGCAGCUCCGAAUAUGUUCGCCGGAGUAGGAAAACCAGCUGGAUUCGGUCCUCUAGGAGGUACUAGUGGUGAAGGCCUGUCAGGAAUGAUGAUGGGAAUGACGUCUCCAACAUCCAUGGGAGGAAUGCAGAUGCCAACAGCGGGAAUGCCAGGUGGGAAAAUGCAAAUGCCAGGUGCGAUGCCAGGUCCAGCUGGAGGUAUCAUGGGAAUGCCAGGAGCUGCAGGUGGAGGCGGACAGAUGCAGAUGCCAGCAGCGGGAAUGCCAGGAGGAACAGUUAAGGCUGUCAUGAUAAUUCAUUUCCGCCGGUAAUCGCUCUCUGUUCGUUGCGUCUUGAUCUUACGAACAACUGAAUCGAUGAGCUUUUUUAUACGAGCUCGAUGUAGAAGAUUAGUUAUCGCGCUGAGCUGCUUGUCUAAGACAGGAAUGCAGAUGCCUGGGGCAAUGCCAGCAGGAGGAAAUAUGCCAAUGCCGGGAGCAGCCACACCACCUGGUCUCGGGCCAAUGCCGCAAAUGACGGGUGGAAUACAGAUGCCUGGGGGGAUGCAAAUGCCUGGUGGAAUGCAGAUGCCCCAAAUGACUCCUGGGAUGCCAAUGCCCCAAAUGACUCCUGGGAUGCCAAUGCCCCAAAUGACACCAGCGACAGGGAUGAUGACAUUAAGGCAAGAUUUUUGUCGUGGUGAAGGUCAGUCUACUCUAUGCACGUCAGUUGUAAAACUUGUCCUAGAACAAUAAGAAGAAAACAGCUGGUCAUGCUAAUUGAAUCGUCUUAUCAAAUAAUCUUGGUCUAAUCAAAGCAGCUACGCCGACUCUGCUGAAUAGCCGACCAGGUGGUGGAUUGUUGUUUCAACCUAUUGGCGCCUCGAGUCCUUCAGUCGGGAAUGCGACGGGAGAUAGUCCUGGCAAGCCUGUUCAGGCGUGAGUUGUAGGAUUUUUUUUUUAGAUAGGCUUGUUAUUGUUUCCCUGAAGUAGAUUGUGGAAUACAAAUAAACCAUUAACAUCGUAUAGAUUCGUAUACUUAGAGAAUGGUGGUUGGCCAACAUUUCUAGCAGAGGAAGUAGAGCUCAUAAUAGAUUUUGAUGUCAUAGUUGUAGUCGACGUGAGUCUCGAUUUCAAUGUAAAAAUCCGAGACUUCUUAAUACUAGUACGUAUAAAUUUUGUUUGACGCUAGAAGAAGAAGUACGACUAGUACGAGUGUAGGUAUACAAGAACAAGUAAAGAAAAUGCAAAAGGUAGCAAGAGGAAGACAACUACUGCAACAGACGCGGCUCACAGUGUGGGAACGAUACUGCCAGAUUCUUUUUGCACAGAUACACAGAAGUGAGUAGAAAAGUAGUACAAGACCUACAGUAGACGGAUUGCAGUCUUAGUACAAGUAGACCUAGAGUACGGUGCAUGUUAUUUUCGUGUCUUCAAUAUCCUAGUCUAUUUAGAUUUUUUCUGAGUUUAUUUCAACAUGCUCCGAGAAGUUAUUACUUAUAUUCUUGUCGCACUUGUUAACUAUGAAAAUAGUACCAUCGUCAAUGUGUUCUUGGUUGCGCAUCAUGCAGGACAGCACAGUGAUAAUGAUAUUUGAGGUUUCUCUUCUGAAGCUUUUGAGUUCACGAAGACCCCGAGAACGGUUUUCCGUUCCGUGAAGGUCCUUGCAAGAAAAACCAGCAAACGAAGAGAAGAGAAGAUCUCUAUCUCGUAGGAAGAUCUUCCCGUUACGUUGACUUUCUUUGAUGUGGA